AUGCCACGAAUAUGCAUUACUCAAAGAAACCGCCAAAAUGUUCCUUUUCAAAGUACUAAAGAAUUUUAUAGGAGAACAGUUUUUAUACCUCACCUAGAUGAUAUACUUUUAUCAUUGAAUGAACGGUUUUUAUCACAUCACGAAAUAAUAAAUUCUCUACAAUACAUUUUGCCAAAUAUGAUUGUAGAUAAGCCAUAUUCAAAUCUUAAAACGGCAGUUACAUUUUACCAGAAUGAUUUAAAAGGUUAUGAUGACAUUAUAGAAGUUGAAUAUCAAUUAUGGCAGUCGAAAUGGAACUCAGUUGAAUCUCGGCCAUCGACAGCUAUCGAAGCACUUCAUCAAUGUGAUAAACUAAUGUACCCAAAUAUGUAUGAGCUUCUUAAGAUACUAUCAAUACUUCCUGUUUCAACAGCAACUGCAGAGAGAAGUUUUUCAACAUUAAGGAGAUUGAAAAAUUAUCUUCGAAACACAACAUCUGAAUCACGGCUUGUAGGAUUAGCUCUAUUAUCAAUUCAUAGAGAUGUAGAUAUUACUGAUGAUAUGGUACUAGAUAAGUUUUCGAAUAGUGGAAAAGCUAGACGACUAAAAUUAACAAUAUGA
This is a messenger RNA of Melanaphis sacchari, 600 nucleotides long. Its product is annotated as 52 kDa repressor of the inhibitor of the protein kinase-like. The record is from RefSeq and is a predicted model, not a curated record. Gene Ontology annotation, molecular function: protein dimerization activity. The transcript has a single exon. Lineage: Eukaryota; Metazoa; Arthropoda; Insecta; Hemiptera; Aphididae. The coding region runs from base 1 to 600 and encodes 199 amino acids.